AUGCUCGGCAAUGUAGCUGUUGGAGAGUUAGGCAAAGCAACUGAUACUCUUGACGUCACAGGAAAUGUUGUUGAAGAAAAGAGUUAUGAUCACAUCACAAAAGAGGCUUUUGAGGAGAAGCUGAAGCAGUUUACGGGUGAAAUUAUGCAGGUUCCACCUCUAUAUUCAGCACUGAAGAAGGAUGGCAAGCGCAUGUCUGUCCUGCUCAAGCAAGGUCAAGAGGUUGAGGCUAAACCUGCACGUCCAGUCACAGUCUACAGUCUCUCUUUACAAGACUUCAGCCCGCCAUAUUUCACCAUAGAUGUUGAGUGUGGAGCUCAAUCAUCCUGUGCUCACAUCAAGGAACUCACUCGGACCAAGCAGGGUCAGUUCACACUGGAAGAGCAUGCAUUGAAGGAGGAUCGCUGGACUUUGACAGACAUCUCACAGGCUCUGCAGCCUUGCCCAAAUCCACCAGGGCAACAGAAGAAUGCCAAGAAAGCAAAAUCAAAGCAUAAACCCACCCCAUCUAAAUCUAAGGGUGACGAUGGAGAUACAAAUGAUUAAAGGUGAUGGAACGGCCCGUCUGAUGAACAAAUUACAUUCUCACUGGAAGAACUGUAGGAAAUUGCCUAGUCCACUCUGAUUUGAUCUGGCCUCUAUUACCAUUUAUUUAUAUCCAUCUUCAUGGCUAAGUGAGGAUAAAGCUAGUGGCAUCUGUAUGUUCAAGCUGAUAGAAUUUACUAUAGUGUGCAAAAACAAAUUCAGUUAUCAAAGCAACUUUUUAUAAUUAUUAUUUCAAUUUAAUAACCACUUGACUGUAGUUCUUAUGUUGCCAAGAGAAAUAAAACAUAAUUAUUUUGAUUUUAGAUUGAAACAGAUUGUGUUAUGCUAAAACUGCAGUGUUAUUGUGGUGACAAAACAUGACUUGGCACUGUUAUUAUUUGUGUAAGCCCAAAAGUGCUGUAGGUAGUGGGCAUUUCAUUUUUUUUUUUUUUGUUACACAUUGACAAGCUAUUAAAGUUGAUAAUAGAUCAUUAAUGCAUCUGAAUUCACUUAAUGAAAAAGGAACGAAUAUGCUUGAAAAUGCAGUUAUUUUGGUUUGUUAAUAAAUACCUGUGUCAUUUAAUUUCUAUGCUCCAGAUCCAGUCUUCUACGUGUUAUUUACAUGUUUGGUACAAACUUUAAAAACUGAAACUAGAAGCAAUACGUGACAUGGGAUUAUUGCAGUAGUAAUGUAUUGGAAAAUAGCA
Messenger RNA from Sinocyclocheilus grahami, 1232 nucleotides. RefSeq names its product probable tRNA pseudouridine synthase 1. The transcript is spliced from 6 exons. Gene Ontology annotation, biological process: tRNA modification; mRNA pseudouridine synthesis. The record is from RefSeq and is a predicted model, not a curated record. Bases 1 to 546 code for a protein of 181 amino acids. Gene Ontology annotation, cellular component: nucleus. NCBI's taxonomy places the organism in Eukaryota, Metazoa, Chordata, Actinopteri, Cypriniformes, Cyprinidae. Gene Ontology annotation, molecular function: RNA binding; pseudouridine synthase activity.